AUGUCCCUUACAACAGUAAACACAAAUUUAUUUCCAGACUUGUCGUUCACGCCAUCGCAAGUACAACUAUCAAAAAAGAUAUCUCGAAAAACAGAAGACUGGACAUUCGCAAAAAAAGAGUUGAGCAAGCGAAAAGCAAGUGCCAAUGCACGCCUUAUUUACUUCGAGAGGCAACUUCAAAGACUUGAGUCUACUGCAGUGGUGGCCUCACGGCGUGAAAAAACUUCCUUCGAACAUAAAAAGAAGGAUAAUAAGAGAGGCGAGUGUCAGAAAGCAAAGACUUCGAAAAAGACCAAAAAUACAAACAAAAAAAGAAAGCGAAACACGGAUAAUUCCGACAACAAAGAUGUGGAAGAAGAUACUUCGAAAAUCAAACCAAAGGAUCAAAUUCCUAUUGUAACAUUUUUUAAUACGGUCGAUAUGUACGCACGGCCAUUUCGAGAGGAAGAUCAUCAAUUCCUACUAAAUAAAUUGACCGAAGCAGAAGAUCGUAAAACAUAUGAAAUUCCUGCUCUAGGAAGACAUUGGGAAGAUUCACGCGAUGAGGAACCGUAUAAUAGUGAUCGAGGGUAUCAUUCAGACGAGAUUGUAGAAGUAGAGGCAUUAGGCUUGGGCACCAUUUCACAUGGUCCAUUGACGAAUCGGUUGUUCAGCGCUUUCAUGGCCGAAACAACAGAUUUCGAUAUCGCGAAACUUGGGAAUAAGGCUGACAAAGAAGUUAAUGGGCACAAUGAAAAGAAAGAACUUUUCAUCCCACUGAAACAUGAAGAAAUCGGAAAUAUCGACGAAAAGCUCAAACUCGAGCUUCAAUAUGUUGGGAUAUUAGAAAAAGAUGAAGAUCUUAACGUGCUGAAAGAACAGCCUGUUGUCGCUACUACAAAUACAAACCAAAAUGGACGAGAUGAUGAUGAAGUAAAAAAUAGGCUUAUCGAAUUACAAGAAGCUUUACGAAAACAGAGUCAAGUAAACGUCACUCGAAUCUCGAAAAUAAUACCGGAACUAAGCAAGCAUAUGGCCUAUAAUCAAUUUAACGAUAUACUAGAUCAAUUAGACAAGCAAAUGGAGGAUAGCUUUGCUGUGCGAUUUAAUUUAACAAAAACUCCAAAGAAGAAAAAACCGGCAAAUACUGAAGAACCCGAAUCGAACUUAACACGCCGCCAAAGAUACACCGAAAAAAUUGGUCGAUUGUUUAACCCUGAAGAAUUUAUGCUGCCGACUGAAUCAAUUUUCGAUGAAGAUGAGGAUAUUCCAAUGUCAAAUGAGGAGUUGAUGCAUAAUUAA
Ambispora gerdemannii is the source of this 1281-nucleotide messenger RNA. The record is from the annotation of a GenBank genome assembly. NCBI's taxonomy places the organism in Eukaryota, Fungi, Glomeromycota, Glomeromycetes, Archaeosporales, Ambisporaceae.